AAUGCACUCCGCCUACGUCACUGGGUCGGCCUGUUAGUUUGACAUUUUACGAGAUUGUCGCCAUUGUGAUUUGCAAAACUAGCUAAUUCGUGACGAUGAUUCCUGGCAAUGUUGAUCCACGCAGACCAGACAAAGUCCAGAGGUAUAAGGCCCCACAGGCUAAUGGCAAUGCACCCGUUGAGGAUCUCACACCAGAUUACAUGAACAUUUUAGGCAUGGUCUUCAGCAUGUGCGGUCUCAUGAUGAGACUCAAAUGGUGUGCAUGGGUUGCCCUCUACUGCUCAUGCAUCAGUUUUGCCAAUUCUCGUAUAUCCGAUGACACCAAACAGAUCCUCAGCUCUUUCAUGCUGUCCAUCUCGGCCAUAGUUAUGUCAUAUUUACAGAAUCCGCAGCCGAUGACGCCUCCUUGGGCUACAGCAGUUAACUAACUAUUACCUUGAUUAAUUUCCAUUUAGUCUUAUUUUCAUUUUUUUUUUGUUAGAACAUUCAGAAACCAUGAAUGCGACUUUGUUCACAUGCUAUCUUGUGAAAUGUUGCCUAUUGUUAUCUUGGUUUGAUUUAUUUCAAUUAAAACAGUUUAAGGUUUA
Molecule: messenger RNA, 587 nt
Organism: Nicrophorus vespilloides
Lineage: Eukaryota; Metazoa; Arthropoda; Insecta; Coleoptera; Silphidae
Product: protein Asterix
Exons: 4
Coding region: 96-428 (110 amino acids)
Biological process (GO): protein insertion into ER membrane
Cellular component (GO): endoplasmic reticulum membrane
Molecular function (GO): protein folding chaperone
Source: RefSeq, a predicted model, not a curated record